Messenger RNA from Anopheles coustani, 2245 nucleotides. Its product is annotated as major facilitator superfamily domain-containing protein 8-like. The record is from RefSeq and is a predicted model, not a curated record. Gene Ontology annotation, biological process: transmembrane transport. NCBI's taxonomy places the organism in Eukaryota, Metazoa, Arthropoda, Insecta, Diptera, Culicidae. Gene Ontology annotation, cellular component: lysosomal membrane. The transcript has 5 exons. Gene Ontology annotation, molecular function: transmembrane transporter activity. The coding region runs from base 265 to 2013 and encodes 582 amino acids.
GAUUAUUAACCUGUUUUAGGCCCUCAUCUGUUCUUAUCGUCUGUUCUUAUCAUUGAUGAUAACACCAUCAUACACGUCGAUGUAACUUUGGUUAAAUAAUGUUCUUCGAAAUCGUGUAGCUUUGUUAUCAUGUAUGAUCGUGUGCAGUUUACAUAAUUUUAUUUCGCGUUGUUUGAACUCGAUUUGUCUUCGGUCGUUUGCCCAUAAAAGUUCAAUUGCUAAGAAAAAAAAGUCACGUUGUUCAUACACAUUAGGAACUUAAUUAUGGACCAGCUGAGGAAAUAUCUUCUAAAAAAACCGAAAGCCAAUGAUAUGCUCGAUGGCCUGGAAACAGAGAUCGAAUAUACCGAAAGGUGGACGUCCGUGCGCAUUAUAUACUAUACAAUGUUUCUGAUGUCGCUUGGAUUCAGCAUCAUACUGACUGGAGUGUGGCCUUAUUUGGACAAGUUGGACCCACACGCUGGCAAGGAGUUCCUAGGAUGGAUUGUUGCAGCAAAUCCAGUUGGUCAAAUGAUCUUCAGUCCUCUUAUAGGAUGGUGGGGCAACAGAUUAGGCUCAAUUAGAUUACCGUUACUCUGCUCUCUAGCCAUGUUUUCUAUCGCAAGCGGUAUCUACUCGUGCUUGGAGCUUUUUUCAAGCCACCAAAAAUAUUGGAUGCUUUAUUCGCGCUUUCUCAUCGGCGUUAGCUCGUCAAGUGUGGCUGUCUGUCGAUCAUACCUUUCAGCCGCCACGAAAAUGAAGGAACGUACUGGUGCAGUGUCAAUGGUAUCCCUUGCGCAAACAUUGGGAUUCAUCGUUGGGCCUGUGCUUCAGGGGGCUGUGACACUCUUUGGAGAGGAUGGAUAUCCUCUGCUCAGAAAUAAACUACAUCUUAAUAUGUACACUGCCACCGGAUGGAUCAACGUGUUGAUGGGAAUUCUCAACUUUUGCCUGUUCCUUCCAUUUGUUUUCAAAGAAAAACGCAUCGCUGCUCGCGAAGCAAUGCUGCAACAAGGCAAGCAAUCGGAAAAAGAAACCUGGAAAUCAAUGAAACCUGAUUAUUUGUCGGCCUGGACAUUAAUAUUUGCUUUUUUCAUACUGGUUUUUAACUUUGUAUUUCUCGAAACACUUGCCACACCCUUGACAAUGGAUAUGUUUGCAUGGACGAAAGCUGAGGCGCUCUAUUACAUGGCGUGGGUAAUGGGAGUGGGUGCCAUUCUUGCAAGUGCCAUGUUUCUUAUGAUAGGUCCGUUGUGUAAAAGAAUACCGGAGCAACACGUGUUAAUUUGGGGGGGCUUUUUCCUAAUGGUACUGGGACGAGCGGUUUAUAUACCGAUGAGCGACAGUCCUCCAAAACUAGCCAUUCCCGAUAACCAAACUCUUUUAUUGGCGGAACAAGAAUAUUCAUCACCCUACGUGUACGGUUCCAAUUUUACGAAUGUUUAUUCGAACCUAACAAGAGUUGAUUUUGACUCUGCUGAUCCACUCUCCACAAAGGCACCAGCUUCAGCUUCAACGACAACAUCACAGGAUUUGUUGGGCUGUCCUCCGGCGCAAGAGUGGUGUAAAACUACUCGCGGUAUGACAAUUUUCCAGUUCCUAUUAGGUUACGCCUUUACGGCGAUUGGUUAUCCGAUUGGUGUCACAUUGAUCACAACUAUUUUCUCAAAAGUCCUUGGACCACGUCCGCAAGGAACGUGGAUGGGAAUAAUGACUGGCUCUGGAUGCCUCUCGAGAGCACUAGGUCCGGUAUUUUUAUCUACCAUCUACACGAAGUAUGGUCUUUAUUGGACCUUCGGUACCACGGCAGUAAUGAUGGCGUUUACCAUGCUAUGGUUAUGGCAAAUGAGACGAAGAUUGACUCCAAUGCAAUAUGACACAACCUAUGCAGACGAAGAACUCACAGUUAUGUCUACGAGGAAAGAACAGAGAACUGGAACCGGCGAAGAAGGCGUGGAAAUGGAUAAUGUACCUAACAAAAGCCAUAGGGCUGAAAAUUGUUUGCGAAAUGUUAACGACAUCAAUCAGAAGUGAUAUUUUACUGUCCUAAUCAAAGAAAUUAGUUGCUCAAUCUUAAAUCAUUUCAUUUUGCUGUUAUGUAUUGGCAAAAUAUGUAGAGAAUUGAAUGAACGUGACCGGUUGAAAUGAAACCAAAAAAUCGUUAUCGGCAUUAUUUACAAAUAAUGUCUAAUCCUGUUUCGCAGCAGCGAUAACUAGUAGAAUUUUUUUACGCAACAAUGGAAAUAAAAAGUCUGAAUUGAUAAGA